AUGUCGACCAUAGAAAAGAGAAAAAAAAUUUUAAUCACUAUCGGACUCUUUUCAUGCAUAGAAGAUAUGGAUGAUGAUGAACAAAGGAGAAAAAAAAGAAAAUGGUCAAAAAACUGGCUGCUGGAAAGACGAAAAUUUUCUCAUAUGACUUUAUUGCGAGAAUUAGAAUCAAAUGAGCCGGCUGAUUUUAAAAACUAUCUAAGGAUGGAAAACCAUUUAUUCUAUAGUUUAUUAAAUUUAGUUAGACCUCAUAUUGAAAAACAAAAUACGGUUAUGCGCGAAUCUAUUUCCGCUGAAGAGCGUUUAGUUGCUACUCUAAGGUUUUUAGCAACUGGUCGCAGCUAUGAAGAUUUGAAAUUCUCAUGUGCUAUUUCUGCUCAAGCCCUCGGAAAAAUAAUCCCCGAAACAUGCUGGGCCAUUUACAAAGUUUUGAGAAAAGAGUACUUAAAGAUGCCAGAUAAUGAAACAGAAUGGAAACAGGUAGCUCAAGACUUUAAGACACUGUGGGACUUUGAUCACUGUUUAGGAGCCAUUGAUGGCAAACAUAUUUUAAUAAAUAAACCUCCAAAUAGCGGAUCGUAUUAUUACAACUAUAAGGGUACUUUCAGUGUUGUACUAUUUGCAGUCGUCAAUUCAAAUUAUGAAUUUAUGUACGUUCUUAGUGGUAUAAACGGAAGAGUAUCGGAUGGAGGAGUUUUAAAAGAAACGGAUUUGUAUAAAUUGCUAAUGGAAAACAAUUUGAAAAUACCAUCACCACAACCACUAAUACAAAACCAAUAUGAAUUGCCUUACGUUUUUAUUGGAGACGAAGCCUUCCCUUUGAUGGAAAAUAUCAUGAAACCUUAUUCGGAAAACUGCGCUGGCCAUGAUGAACACAUUUUUAAUUAUAGGCUAUCGCGCGCACGGCGAGUAGUGGAAAAUGCAUUUGGCAUUUUAGCUGCAAGAUUUCGUGUUUUUUUACAACCAUUAAAUAUUGACAUAAAAAAUGUAGAUGCGGUGGUUAUGGCCAGUUGUGCUUUACACAACUUUCUACGAAGAAACUCAAGCAAUUACUAUACAUCAGUAAAUCAAUUGGAUAUAGAAAAUUUGGAUACAGGAAACAUUAUACAAGGUCAAUGGCAUCACAUCGGAGAAAUGGUUCCACUUCAAAGAACUUUAAAUUAUUCAAAUCGCAACGCUAAAUCUGUAAGAGAUAAGUUCAAACAGUAUUUUAAUAAUGAAGGUAAAGUAUCGUUUCAAGAAAAAAUGAUAAAUACAAGAUAA
This is a messenger RNA of Macrosiphum euphorbiae (potato aphid), 1263 nucleotides long. Lineage: Eukaryota; Metazoa; Arthropoda; Insecta; Hemiptera; Aphididae. The record is from the annotation of a GenBank genome assembly.